AUUUAAGAAAUGAGCACCACUCGUCCCGAAACCAAACAUUGUUGGACUCGUUUUGAUCAUGUUGUACUCUGGAUUUCUUCUUGCUGUGCUCGUCGUGGACUCGGUAUUUGCCGGGAAUAUAGGAAUUGAAACCGUUUUUGCAAUAACUCGGUGCAGAGCUUCAUGUCUUGAUACAUUUUCUCAUCAAAUCCGCACGGAAGACAAUUGUCGAAAAAAUUUGGAUUGUCUCAUGUGUUGGGAAACAUGUGAAAUGCUGAAUCAAAAUUUUGAACUUUGGGGACCAAUGUGUUCUGUUCCCGAUAUUUGUUUUCCUGGGUGCCAGAAAGCAUGCCAAUCACUCUCUAAUGAAAAUAAUUUGAACGAAACUAGAGUAUCUAACUUGGCUGUAAAAUCAGUGUAUGACCUUAGUACUGAUAGAGUAUUGUUGGAAUGGAUGCCUAAGGAACAAGCUGAUAUGAGUGGGAUAGUACUGUAUUCAGUACUCUUGAAAGACAAAAAUCAAGAAUGGGAACAAAUAGCUCAGACAACAUCCCAUGUUGUGCACAUCAAGGGUAAAGUGAUCAAUAAAGAUUCAGCAAUUGGUUUACUUGCCGCCAAUGCAACUCACCUUAUAUCUUAUGCCGAAACGACCUAUGUCAACAGUUUAAUUCACAACUACAAAUCUCCAGGCUACACUCGUGAAGGAUCUUGGGGUCCUCAUCUAAUGUCUUUAGAACGCAGUAAAAAUUCUCACAGUUUGUUGGCAACUAUUACUUGGUCACAAACACCAAAUGAUCUAGGUCUCACAGAAUACGAAGUUUCAUGGAAUGUAAUGGACGACGCUAUGGAAGUCACCGGACAUUUAGUCACAGCCAACAACAUAUCUGUUUUAACUCUUUGGCCUGAUUCGAUUUAUUUAGUUCAGGUCAAAAGAUAUACUCCAUCUGGAGAGGGAUAUGAAGAAACUAGUGAACCCCUUGUUAUCGAUACUAAGUUCGUUGAUAAUUAUCCAAUCAUAUCAGAGUCUACUUUUUACAAAUGCGAAGCUUAUAAGCUCAGAGAAAGGACUUUUUGGAUUUUGAGCAUAAUUUUGGCAUUAUUUGGAGCAAUAAUUUGUUUUAUUGGAAUCAGACAUCGAAUGCUAACUCAACAAAUUAAAAUCCAAAACCAAACUUCACACCCAAAAGAGAAAAAUACUCUCCAACAUUUUCUGAAGAAAACAUUAUGCAAGGCAAGUUUAUUCCAAAAACAGGCAGAAAAAACCUUUACCACGCAAUCAUCAAAUUUGAAGCCUGAAAUCUAUCACGUUGUUUAGAUGAAAUUCAUGUUCCUAGUGAUUGUUAAUACUAAGUGAUCUCUAUAUGUCUUCUACAAUUUUUCAAUCCAUAAUUUUAAACUAGUAAAUGGGUGCAAUAAGUUUGAUCUACAAGAUACUCUAAAUGUGAAAUAAUUCCUAAAAUAAGUGUUGAACAUGGACUUUAAACAUCUUUUAAUACAUCUUAUAUUCUUCAUUAUUAAUUAUUUUACUUAGUUCCAUGCAUUGUAUAAAAAUUUCAUUAGAAUAUCAUUUUUGAUGGCUGUAUAACACUUUUAAACGAUUUUCCUAAAAUCCCUAAAGAGGUGAUAAGUUUUGCCAGUAAAGUGAAGUUAAUCAUAUUCCCUAAAGAGGUGAUACAUUUUACCAGUAAAGUGAAGUUACUCAUAUUCCUUAAAGAGGUGAUACAUUUUGCCAGUAAAGUGAAGUUACUCAUAUUCCCUAAAGAGAUUAUAAGUUUCGCCAGUAAUGCGAAACUUAUAUAAAAAUAAUGAAAUCUGGUAACUUAAUAAUCUAUGUACCUAACCUCAUUUUUUUGUCAUGCUAAUUUCAUCGAGUGUUACAGAAAAAUUUAUCUAAGCACCAAUCAAUUGUGUAUAAUAUUGAGGAACAAAAUGUCAAUCAUUGUCAAUCAAAUGUCUGGUAUCUGACAUCAUUUUUGUGUACAACUCAAUGGUGAAAUAUAUAAUCAACACCAGGUUAAAUGUGUGCAAGUUUCAUAUCAGAAAUGCAGUAACCUAUUAGCAGGUCCACAUAUCUGAAAUAAUUUUUUGGUAGUUCUCACUACAUGAUUGAUUCUAUCGUGAUUGAUACUAAAAUUUAGAUAAGAUUGACAGCAGAAUAAAAAACCUUUCCGCAAAUUCAUGUAUCUUUUUUCGUACCUUUGGCAAAAUGUAUUGUGAAUGCCAAUGAAAUGUGCAUGAUAUUGAUGCUAGAAAUAUAGACAUUUUUCAGCAAGUUCCCAUAUCUUAUGUCAUGUAUUUUUCACUGGUGAAAUUCAUAGCCUGUUGCACACAGAAUCUCUUUCGCUAAAAUUAAAUAAUGUAAGAUGAUAAUUAGGAAAGUCUCCCUUUUUAAUUAAUAAUAUUAUUUCUAUAAAUUUCGCCAAAUUUAAUCUCCAACUAUUGAUGACUAUUAAUAAUUAUAAAAUAAAAGCUGUAAGCGCAAAACUCAUAAAUUCCGAGAAAAAUUUAUUUAAAAUUUGUAAGACAAUGCUACUAGCUACAACAAGCACAAAUAUAAUACAUAUGCUAAAACUUUCAAUCCUCAAACCGAUUACAAAAAUGGCAGAAGAUUUGAAAAACCAAUUUAAAAUAACAGAAGGAGAUAGAAUUGUACGAUUUUCUACGUUCUACUAAUAAACCAGAUCUUUUUCAUGCCAAAUUUCAAAGCUAGUUACAAAAUUGGUCAACAGAGGGCGACAUGACAGAGAAACUAUAAGCAAUGCUCUCUGCUGCAUGUCAGACAAUUUCAACUCAUAUAUUUGCUAAGACGUCUGUUAAUUUUGUCAUCAGACUUGCGAACGUUGUUGCGUAAAUGUUGAUCAUUUUCAAAACAAUGUUUUCCAGUUUUCUCAGGUACUAAUGCCAUAUGUCGACAAAUUUCGAAACGUUUUAAAAAUAAGCAUCUAGUUUCUCCAGCGCUACAAACAGCUAGAAUUCUAGAACACAGCAAACCAUACAUUUUUAUCUCCUAUCAUUUGUUUAAAAUUGAUUGUUGCUCAUUUUUGGAAUACACAUUGUAUUUCAUUGACAUUACAACAAAAAAAGAAAAAAACUUUACUACUUAUUUUUUCUAAUGCAAACCGCAAUUAUUGUUACAGUCAAACUUAGUCAUAUGGAAUGAAUUAUAUCAAACCAAAUAUUUACAUACUAGGAUCACACUGUAUCACUGUAAAUAUUUGAAAAAGUUUCCUAUGUAAUUAUAAUUGAAUGGAUAGUGUGAUUAAAACUAAUCAAUUGCUUGAAACAUUUGUAUAUAGCUUAUUUUUCUGUGAUCUAAUUGCGUCUAUUUUGUGAUAUGGUAUUUGACUGGUUUUUUUUAUGGAAAAUGUUUCAAAUGCCAAAAAUGCUUUGCUGAGGGACUUUGUAAUUGAAUCUUUGAAAGAAUAUCACAGUGUAAUAUAUCUUAAUGUGAAUAUGUAAAUAUUUUUCUUGUAUGUAUAUACAAGUUAUUUUUAUAAAUAUGAAGUUGAAUAAACUUUCAUUCAAAAAGCAA
Molecule: messenger RNA, 3511 nt
Organism: Parasteatoda tepidariorum (common house spider)
Lineage: Eukaryota; Metazoa; Arthropoda; Arachnida; Araneae; Theridiidae
Molecular function (GO): protein binding
Source: RefSeq, a predicted model, not a curated record